Messenger RNA from Tetrahymena thermophila SB210, 333 nucleotides. RefSeq names its product transmembrane protein, putative. The record is from RefSeq and is a predicted model, not a curated record. The transcript is spliced from 2 exons. Lineage: Eukaryota; Ciliophora; Oligohymenophorea; Hymenostomatida; Tetrahymenidae.
UAUAAGUAAGAUAAGUAGAAUCAAAAUUUUAAUUAAUAAAGAAGCUAAAAAUUCUAAAUAAACUUCAAAAUGAAAUUAAUAUUAAUUCAGCUAGUAGUAACAGUAUCUCUUCCAAUUAUUGCAGGAGUUGCUAUAGUUUUAAUGAUAUUCUAUUAAAGCUUAUGGAGUGCACUAAAUGCAUGGGAAUAAGAUAGCAAUUAGUGGGUUCUAGAUACUUAAAAGUAGACUCUAAUGAAUUCCAUCUUUUCUUCUAAAAUUUUAGAAGGAUAUAGCUUUACGCAAGUAUAUAUUAUCUAUCUACACCUUUUACAAUUAUUUAAUGUAUUUUAAUGA